CACUAUGGACGCUUUGGUCAUAAUUUAUUUUGGUGUUUCGUUCGCGUCAACCAUAAAAAUCGGUUAGUCCGUUUAUAAAGAAGUAUCAAUAACAUCAGUAUUCGUGAUGGGCCAUUAAACAUGGCGUUUCUCUGUCAAGUUAACCCGGAAAUAAAGUUCACAUGACAGUUGGCAAGCAGUAAUAUUUAUUUAGUAUUUUGCUAUUGUAUAGUAUAGACUUAGAACUAGGCCGAUUGGCCCAUACUCAUAGACUGAUAUCGUCGAUAUGAAAUCGUCAAUUAAAUUUAUGCAUAUAUUAUACUGACAGUCUAUGGACCUACUUUCUAAGACUAUACAGUAACUAAGCAGUGUCAAUCGUAAAAAAUGUGGAUUGGCUUGGUGAGUGAGUGAACUUAUCUAAAAUACUAAACUAAGUAAGACUAAAGUAAAGUAAAGAGUAAAGUAAACACAAGACCAAGUUGACAUAACCAUUUAUCAUCCAUGAUUACCAUUAUUAAUCACACUCCAUUCAUUAAUUUUUUAAAUUGAACAAUUCACAUUAUUUAUAAAGCAUUAUUCCAAACAAAAAAGUAGGGAGGGGGGGGGUGUUGUUAAGAAUAUGUGACAAAAUCACAUUUACAAUGUACUCCAUUCAUUAAUUUUUUAAAUUGAACAAUUCACAUUAUUUAUAAAGCAUUAUUCCAAACAAAAAAGUGGGGAGGGGGGGGGGGUUGUUACGAAUAUGUGACAAAAUCACAUUUACAAUGUAUUGUAUGUCAACAAUGGGGAGUGUCUAAAUUUUAUGACAAAAUAAUGCCAUCAUUUAUGGAUGCCUGGGGGGAGGGGGAUUAGAGAUGAGGACAUUUAUGAUUUGUACAGAAUACAGAAGAAAACCUACACAAAAGAUAAAGGGUCAUAUCUGACAUCAAAGGAUGCUUAAUUCACAAAGAAAUCCAUUCAUUUAAUAAGAUAAGAUUAUUUUAUUAAUACCCAAACAAAUGGAGAUGUUUUAUGAUUGCAUUGUACAUUUUCAGCACAUAAAUAUAACAUUUUGAACACAAGACAUUUAUAAUAAACUAUUUCACUAGUAAUUCAUCUAGGAAGAAAUUUUCUCAUAGCCAGGCUGCAAAAGUAGGCCUAAAUUUGUAUUUUUUAGUUUUCUGAUGUUGUCUUUGAAGUGAAGCAAUAGAGUUUGAGAUAUGAAUGAUCACAUCACUUUUAGCCUAUUUCGAACGAUAUUUUCUUUUUAAAUGCGAAAUGAGGACUCAAUACAUUUUUAAGAGAUUAACUUUGAUUAAGAAGAUUGCACACAAAAAAAAAAACAACAACAAAGUUUUGUAUUUCUAAUGGCUAGAAUAUUCAUAUAUUUUCUGAAUUGGAACCUAAUUUGUUACCAGUUACCAACAUGUUAGCAAAACUUUAAUAAUGAGAAAUAUAUUUUAGAACUUAAUGAACUUCAGAAACAAAAAUAAAUUGAUUUUGUAUGCUGGGACACUGAUAUAUGAAAUUCCUAAUGGAAACACUAAUACUUUAGAUAACAGAAAUAACUAUAAUUUUUUCGGCUUCUUUUAUUCUUUCAUACCAAAAUUUAUUUCGGUAGUGAUACAAGUACAAGAAAACAAGUCUAGUUGCACCUUCACCAUCAGUUUGUCAUAUAUUUUUCAUUUAUAAAAAUAAAAAUGUUUGUUUGCAUCCACACAGAAGAGAUUUAUAUGACUGUGUAUCAUGGAAGAUGAAUCAGGCUCUUCUGGCUACACCCUUGGCACUGAGCUAGAAGAUGAGGAUAGCAUACCUGGAGACAGCAAGGCAGACAUCGUAACCAUUAUGGGGGAGGUGACAUCAGAUGUAUCCCAGCACACCAGUUCUGGUGAAGAAGAGAGGAUGCCAGUGUUUAAAUCUGAACCCUCUGAGAUGUGCAACAUGGAGAUGGAUCAGUUCACAACUGUUGAGGAAGUGGAGAUGGACUCCAUGAUGAAGACAGAGGUAGUUGAGGAGGAGUGUGAGAAUUUUGAAGACGGUGACACAGAUUCUGGUCAACAUAUUGCCCCACAACAGUUUAUUAUUCUCACUCGAACAACUGAUGAAAAUUCAGGUGAGAUCUACGUAAAAAAGCUAACUAUAUUUUUCUAGGCUUGCAGUUGCUGAUUAUCACUAAUAAAAUGAAACUGUUUUUUUAAAAAACAAACAGACAUAACUUACCGGAUGUAUGUAUUAGUUUUAGACAUAAUUGAAAAAAGAUACAAGUAAUAUAAUUUGAGAAUUGUAUGUAUUCAAACUAUUUUUACAGAAUCAUUGGAAGGUGUUCCAGCAAAGUAUAUUCGAAUUGAUGGGGCUGAUGGUCAAACCUAUGUAUUAGCACUUUCAGGUAUGUGCUGCUGACAUUGUGCAGAUCAAUAGCUGUUUUUUGGGGUGUGUUUUAUUACAGAUAGAUGUCAUUCUGAUGAUGUCAUCAUAGGAAUAAGCAUGUUCAAUUUGUUUCAGAUGAUGUAAGUGGAGUAAUCUCAACUGAGCAAACAAAGAUUUUACCUAGUCAACAACUUUUACCAGCAAAGGUAAUGGAUGAUUAAAACAUUGAUAAAAUCAUUGCUAGUGGUAGUGUUGGUUUCUAUUUUUAGGAGUCUGGUCUCCAAACUUAGCAUCUUUUAUAUCACACUUUAAAGACUAUCUAAGAUUGUCACAUUACUAACACAGUUUAAUAUGCUACAUUAAUGAACUAGCACAGGAUAUAGGAACGAAAAGUCAAAAACAAUAUCACCACAAUAUGUUACUUUUUACACGUAAGAUUGUUAAAUAUUACAUUUUUGAUGUUGUCUCUAAAUAAAACUUUCUUUUGUUAGCAUCCCAAAAUUGGGAGGAAUAGACCAGCAGGGCCCUCUGCAAAUGUAGCAUCCCCUUCCACAACCACACCUAGGGUCAAAGCUACACAUAAUGCUAACUCUGAUGGCAUCAAUCAGGCUUGGUUCACAACUAGGGAUGAUAAGAAUGCUCUCCACAGUGAAGGUUUGUGCAUUUUUGCUAUUUAUGUAUUUUCAGUGUUUAACAGGAAUAUUUGCUAAAUGUUAUUUUAGUGCCAAAAAGGAGUAUCAACAUAAAGAAGUUUAUUUACUAUGAUACUAGAAGAUAUUAUCUGGUGUUACUUGGUUAAUAAUGGAAGGGAUUAUGCACUACUUUCUACAUUCUAAAGGCUAAACAUUUGAAAACCUAAUUUUUAAAUAUGUAACUGAAUUAGGUUUUGAUGUGUUGAAACUUUAAAGAAAAAAUUACAAUUUUUCCACAUCCUUGAAAUUAUUACUAAGGAAAUAAUAAAGCAAAAAAAUCCUUAUUUUUAAAUAAAUUUCUAUGUAUAGAUAUUUAAGUUGCUGAAAUCAUUGGGUUUCAGAAAUUUUUAUCUUCUUUACAGUAGUGGCCUACCCAAUACAUUUUGAUGCCAACUAUAAAGAAAAAACAUAUUUUUAAAAACAUCUAUUUUCUUCAACAUGUGUUACAUUAACAUAUUUGAUAUAGUGAUAUCUUCAUUAACCUUUUACCCAACCUUUGCCUUACUUUUGUAAAACACAGAAUUCUUAUAUCUAAAAAAGAAUCUCUGAGCCAAUGAAGAAUAUAGUUAUUUAUUUAACUUAAAAUCUUUGUUAAAUUCAAAUUGUAACAUAAUCAGGUUUGGAUUAUGACAUCCACUGACCCUUUAGAGACCUCUGCAGGACAAAUCUUGCACCUACUUUUUAACCCACUUCCUGAUUUCCAAUUAAGCUGAAACUUUGUACAAUUUGACUCAAAAGUACGUGGUACAAAAUAAAACAAUAUAAAAAUUAUUUAAAAAAAAAACCCAAACAAAAAUUUACUAAUAAGAAUAAAAUACUUGCCCCCCAAAACUUCAGAGUGUUGUUACAGUCUUAUGACUAAAAAAGCAUGGGGCGCCCGUGAACUCAAUAAUCUUUGUUUCAGCUCAGUAGGCAAUUAUAUUUAUUUAAAAAUAUAGGAAAGAACACAAUCAAGUUGGUCAUUUUCAGUGGUACCCGAAGACUAAAACUAUAAUGCAAAAAAUAUGUAUGAAAGAAUGUUAAAUCUCAUCUUUUAUAAUACCAUAACUCUCACAGUCAUAUAAAAUACUAAUAACGAAUAUUAAAUUUAUGUCUCAAAAUCUUUUAUGUUUUGUAUCUACUGUAAAUGUUUUGGAUUUUGGGUUAUUUUAUCAUGAAAAAAAAAAAGGAAUAAUUGUGACAAUUUUCCACAUCCUUGAAAUGUGUAUUUAAGAAAUAGUAACUCAGACUUUCCCUUUUAUAAAGAAGUGUAUGCAUAGAUGUUUUCAUUUAUGACAUAAUUGGGAUUUGAGAAAUGUUAAGUACCUACAUAUAAUAACAUAAAUCUCUGAACUACAAACAACAUAAUUUUAUGUUGAAUUUAUUGAUAAUUUAUGAUAAUAAUAUUUACAUAUUAAAGGUUGCAUAUGCCUGCAUAUUAGUAGAUACAUUUUUUUCAUAUUUAAAAAUUAUUCCUAUAAAAUACUACAAAAUCACUAUAACUAUCAUUUCUUUUUAAGAUCGGAGUGUAUUUAAAUUUCUUUGAUUUACGUACCAUGAUAAAAAAUCACUAUUGCAUACACACUGGCUUCUUCUUAUAAAUAUGUUUUUGAUAAAUUAUACGUUAAAAAAAUUAUCUGCAGGUCACAAAUGGAAACAAGGCCAGUGGACUAAGGAAGAAAUUGAAAUAUUAGAGUCUAACAUCAACGAUUAUUGUAAGGUCAGCUUUAAGGAGUAGCAUAAGGAGUAGUAUAGAUGUGUAUGAGAUAUUCUGUAGGAAAAGUCCUACAUUUAAAUGCCAUUUUUAUACACAAUAAAAUUGUUUGAUUUAUCAAAUUCUAGGAACACAACAUCAAAGACCCGGCUGAAGUUAUUUUUGAAAUGUCUAAAGAUGAAAGGAAAGAUUUCUACAGGACAGUUGCCCUUGGUAUCCAGAGACCUCUUUUUUCUGUGUAUCGCAGAGUGACAAGGAUGUACGAUCAAAAGAACCACAGGGGAAAGUACACACCAAGUGAAAUGAAGGAUUUGAGAGUGUGAGUUUUAAAAAAUUUAUGAGAAUUAUUGUUAAAAAAAAUUGAUUCAGUGCUUCUUACUGACAAGAAUUUUUAUGUUGCUAGGUAUGAUCAUUAUUUUAACUUUAUUUAUUAAUGCCAUGUUAAAAAACUUAUUAUUAAUUAAAAUAUGUAAUUGACAGUGUAGUGUGACUAAAGUUUUAAAAAAAUGAGCUCGCAAAAGUGACUGUCACAUUUUUGUUUGUCAUAGCAAAAGUUUGUAAUUUGUAAAAGAGUGUGAUCUUACACAUUAUUUUAUGUCCUUAUAUCAUUACCUGUACCAGCCUUGCUUGUCUUUUUUAAAAAUUGGUGUCAUUAUUCAAUAUUUGGAAAGCAAAUAGACUGAUGCGAUUGUUGUGAACUAGAUUGUUGUGAAUGUUGGGUAGGGGGAGUUGUGAAUUAUGAGAGUGUUUUGUGAGUUGUUGAUUGUGAGGUCAGAGCGUGAAGUUAGUCCGUGGUGUGGAACGUUAGUGUAGGCUGAGUGUUUGUGUGGUAAUAUUAAAGGGAUGUGUGUUAGCUAGAGGUCAGAAGAAAGGUAGAAGAGUAAGAGAAGAAUGUUAGUCAUCAAAAGUUGUCAGUCAAGAGUUAGUCGAGUAGUUGUGCUAGGAGAGUGGAUAGUUGAUAGUUGGACUGAUGUGUGUUCCACGCACCAUAGUAUAUUGAAUAGCAGUAUCCUGUUUUGUAAAGUAUGCAAUAAAUUAUUAUAUUGUUACACUGGAACUUGUGUUUUAUGUGAGAGAGAGAUUCAUACACCCUAGAUAACGUAAGAAGGCCGAGCCAUUUGAUGAAGGUCUCAAGUUAGUAAAGUAAAGUCGUAACAGCGAUUUUUGAAAACUACUUCUGCUAUCAAAUCAUAGUGUGUAAUAAAUUUUAGUUUAGAUGAUGUCAACCUACUCUCUUUCAGUAUUGGUAUUAAUUUUCCAACUCACCAUGCAAAAUCAUUUUCAAGAGCUUAUUUUUCAGUACAAUGUGUUAUGUUUCAUUAGACUGAGGGCAAAACAUGGCAAUGAUUGGGCAGCCAUUGGUGUGGCUUUGGGACGUAGUGCUUCCUCUGUUAAAGACAAAUGUAGACUUAUGAAAGAUAACUGCAACUCUGGUAAAUAUUAUUUGUUAUGGUAUUAUGUGGUAAAUAUUAUUUGUUAUGGUAUUGUGAACUAGUUCAUUUCAAUAGCCAUUAAUGAAAGACAUCAUAUUUUACAAUGGUGUUAUGGUGGUGGAAAUUUUAAAAAGAAGUUCUGGCAAAUGUUUUCCCACAUUUUUUAUUAUAGGCAAGUGGUAUCCAGAAGAGGAAGAGAGACUUGCUGCUGCUGUUUACAAGCUAACAGGACUUAAACCAAGUAAGUUAACAUUUUCAGUCCCGUUGGGGCUAAGGCUAAGCUUGCCGUAAACAACAUGCCAUUUUCAACAAUGUUUCAACAGUGCCUAGUGAAUUUAACCCUUCUUGUUAAGGAGUUUCAAAGAGCCUAUUUAUAAAUGGAAAGUGUUAAAAGCAUUUUUUUGUGUGGAGGUUUGUUGGCUGUGCUCUUGAUUUUACACUCUUUUUAAAUUUUUAAAAUAGUGAUUUGUCCAUAGUAAAUCUUCCCUUAGAAAAUGGCAUUAGCGUUUAUAGAAUUGCUUCAAGCUGCAAGUUACGUCAUCUGUUAGUGUUGACAGUGAUUAGUUUGAUGCAGAAAUAGUGUCGACCGUGAUGAUUUUGAAGCAGAAGGAUAAUGGACAUGAACGUGAUGUUGAUAUUGAAUUAGCUCAGAUGGGGGUGAUGUUGAAGAGUUUGCAAUGCAGAUUAACAUGUAUGCAUGCUCUUCCAAUCCACCCAAAACAUGGGUUGAAGCAACAGUGAAUGGCAUGAAAUUAUUAAUUUUUUUUACACAAAUGGGAUGUUUGGAAUUCACCUGCCAAUAUAAACACUAUUGGUCAAGUAAUGAGCUGUUACUGUUAGGUGUUUCCACAGUAGCUAAUGGGAUAAGUAGAGCUAGAUUUAAACUCUUAUCUAGAUUUUUUCAUUUGAGUGAUAAUAGUAAAAUUAUUCCAAAGAGUACUGAAGGAUAUGAUCCUACUUUCAAGGUUAGGCUUUGAUCUUUUUGGAAAUGGUGGUGUUAAAAAUUUUUGUCCUGGAAAAAAAUUUCCUUUGAUAAGGCCACGAUAACCUUUACAGGAGGAUUACAUUUAAACAGUACAUCUUAACAAACCUUACCCAAUGGGAAUUAAAAUUUGUCGUGCAGCAGAUAGCAAAACCGGUUAUUUUUGUGGCUUUGAAAUUUACAUAGGCAAAUCAGACAGGCAAAAGGAAUACAGCCUUGGCUACCAUGUUGAGAGAUUGCUAAAUAAAUACCGUACCAUAAAAGAUGAUGCAAUAUUUUUUUUUAUCUAUGACAGCAUCUCAGGUGUACUUUUUUGCUGAUUUAUAUAUAUCUAUAUUUUCUUUUGCAGGCGAAAGUAUCACAUCAGGUUUAUCUUGGGCAAGUGUGGCCGAGCAUGUGGGCACAAGAUCAGAGAAGCAGUGCCGCACAAAAUGGUUGAACUAUCUCAACUGGAAACAACAAGGAGGGGCUGACUGGACCAGGGAGGAUGAUACUUUACUUAUUGACAAGUAAAAAAAAAUUUUGGCAGACAUUACUGUAAAGGACUUGGAUGGAUAUUGUGAUUGGGUGUUGUUUUGAGAGUAUUUGGGUAGAUAUGCUACUAAAUGUUUGGUAUUUUGUGACGUAUUGUGCGUAAGGGGAAAUAUGUGUUGUGGUGUCGUUUGUGGUGAUUGAGUAAUGGCAGUUGACAAUGUAGUUUGGCUAAUAAAGAUACUUUAUUCUAUGAGCAUUGGUUUGUGUAGUUAAUAUAAUAACUCCUAGACAAACGAAGCAAAUGAACCUUUGGUGAGAACUGGUUUGUAACAAUUACUGCACGUUAAGCUCUUGAUUUUGCCGUUUUUAAAUGCAGACUAGUUUCAUAAUUAUCCAGUCAUCCACAAUCAAUUAUUGUUUUAUUUGAAACCUCAGGUGUUUUAAAUUAUUUUUUAAAAAUCUGAUUUGCCGAAAAUUAAUGUGUACAAUCUAAUCAAAACAUUUAUUUGGAUGUAAAAAAUUUUUUUGAUCUUAUUGAAUGUAUUUUCCAAGAGUAUCUAAAAUGGAAGUAAACAGUGAUUCAGAAAUAGACUGGGUGGCACUAGCACAAGACUGGGCAAGGUAAGUUUACUUAACUUCAUUCGCCAUACUAGAGUCAAGUCAUCAAAAAAGAACUAUUUUUGUUUUGUUGUUGCUUCUUAAAAGUAUGAAGAUAAUUUCUUUCUAAAUUUUGUAGUUUAAUGAUGUGCUGCAACAGGAACUUGGUGGCAUAGUUUUGUGUGAUUACUUAGAUUGUUUCUUGUUGUACAUUCAGGACAUAUUUGACUCAUUUUCAGUGUCAGAUCACCCCAGUGGCUCCGUGGCAAAUGGUGGGCCUUGAAAAGGCACAUUGCAGAUUAUAAUAAACUAAGCUAUCCAGGUAGGUUUGAAUUUAUUUCAAAAUUGGUCUGAAGAAAAUAAUUUUUUUUUUCAUCAGUAUGGAAAGACUGAUCAAUUUGAGCAAAUGGUUGGCCAGUAUGCUUUUAAGCUACCUUAGCUUUUUUCUUCAAUGUUAAUAUUUUAUUAAUAUUGCAAAUUAGAAAAUGUCUCUAUUUUAUACAGAUAUCCAGACUAAUAUUUGUUACAAUGUUAAGAUAUUUGAAUAACAUGUGCAUACAAUCUUUACUGCCUUACCAAGGCCAUAGGUACAAAAUUUGUUGAUGUCAUAAGUAAGCAUUUAUAUUGUAGUAUGUGAAAUAGGCAUGUCAUAAAAACCUCUGUGAAAUGCAUUGUUGGGGAUUACUGUUUAUUACCCAGAGGUAGUUCAGGAGAGAGUUGUUGUUCAUUUAAGUAAUUAAAUGUAACAGCAAUUAUCAUAGUUUUAUUAUUUUUGUUGUUCUCAGCAUUACUUGAACAAAUGCACCAAGUGAUCUACUGGAACUUGAAACCAAAAGUUGGUGCUAGACAGUGUAAGAGUGAUGGAACUCUUGGUGCUGGCUCAUCAUCUGAUGUUUUUAAAGAAUGUAUCCCAGUGUCUUUAACAGGUAUCUUUAAGUUAUUACAUUACAGUGUCUAUUGUGGGAAUGUUCGCUUUUAGGAUGUUGCCACUUUUUUAAAAUAGCAUUGAGUCUCAUUGGAGUAAAUUAUUUAGUAAUAAUCAUGACUUGUUUCAGCUGGGGUGGACGGCACUGGAUCUUUAUCACUCUCCUACUGUUCAUCUGAUGAAGAAGGUUUUCAGGCUUUUGAAGUUCUACAGCAGUGGACGCCACAGGCUAUUGCCCAGGGGACUUCUGGUAGUGAUGGGGAGCAGGGCAUCAUAAAUACAGCUGGUGGCCACAUUAUAGUUCAAACAAUGGGAGUGAGUAACAGUUGUCCAAUGGUUUCUUUUACAUUUGGCUGCAUGUAGGAUGGCAAAGUCUCCAGCUCUUGGUGGUUGUAAGGGUUGAUCAAGUUGGGGUAAAGUUAAGAUCACUCUUGAAAGUCUUUUUCUUAAUUAAUUUUAACAUACCAAAUGUGCCAUCUGAAACUCAUUAUAUGGCUGGUUUUUCACUCAAAUAGUCAGGCAUAAUCAUUAAAUUUAAUUUGAGAUAUUUUAAUCUCAAAUGUAUGAGAGCAUACGAGCAUACAAGUGUCAAUCUGAAGGGCAAAAUAAUCAUCAUGGCUUAAAAAUUGUGCAAUAAAUUUAUUUGUGUUAUUUAUAUAUAAUAUACAUGAUUUGUUGUAAAAUUGAAUUAUAUUUUAUCAGUGGUAGAAUACGUAACAAUUCUUAAAAAUUUCAUGAACUUGCUAUGUUUUGUGGCAUGGGCUGCGUUAUUGAGAUUUUAAUAUUACUUUGUCAUCUGAAUGACCAAUAAUGUUUUUUUUUAAAAAUAUACCCAAUCUAACCAAAACCUGUUUCAUCAGCCAUCACUUAGUGACACUGUUCAGUUGAGCGGUCAUCAACAGGUCAUCAUCAGUACAACAGGCGUAACAUCUGAAGAAGAAGGGGGUGAGGAGAUGACAAUACACGUAUCAGAUGAACUUGCGCAAACAGAUCCAGGUAGGUAGUGGGCUGGCCAUGAUAUCAAGUCUUAAUUUCUCCUUAAGUUGCUGUUUACUGUGGUUUAAAUCCCCUCAAUAUAAAAUUAACAUUCUAUUUUUCCAAGGAAGGGUGUACUUUUCAAUCAUGUCCAAUAAUUGAGGAAAUGGUACAUUUAUGAACUGUCAUGACAUCUGGUUUGGCUCUAAACGUUAUCUGGUUUGGUGUGAUAGUGGAUGCAUUCACUUGUCUUUUAAAUUAUAACUUUUGUCCUCAGAUCUCAGCGGUGAUAACCUCCAUGACACAAGUAUUACAUCUUUUGCAUCUAAUGGAGAGGAGAUUAUAACAGUUUCUCAGUUCCACAGCCAGGUAUAAAUUUUAAAUUUCAUUUUAUAAAUGUGAUUUCAAUAUAUUAUAUUAUAGAGGCAUCUGGCACUCAAAAUUUCCUCAUAUUAUUUAAAAUUAUUCUUGUUAGUAAAUUUGCUGCCAGUUUUUAAUAAUAUAAAUUAUUAGUGCCACAGCUCAGAAAUACACAUUAAUGAAAAAUUUCAAUCAGUUAUAAGAAUGAAAGCAAUAUGAUAGACAAGAUAAAUUUUAAUGGCAUACAUUUAAAAAAUCUUUUAAGAUCAAUCAUUUAGUUCUAAGAAAUAUUUUUUAAAAAAAGUACCAGUCAACUCUAUUAAUGAAAUUAAAAUUGCAGUCCGAGUCUACAGAUCAAGACAUAAUGAAUCAUGGCGUUUUUGAAACCGUAACGUCAGAGUCAAGUAGUGACCUGGUCAUGGGAGUUAGCUCAUCUCAUCAUACGAGUAGCCCAAUGACAAGCCUUAAAGGUAGUACAUUUAUGGCACAGUUUAAAAUAUUUUACCAUUCCAUGCAACACUGACUCGUUUUAUAAGGCAUACUCUACUCCCAGAUCCGUUAUUUGGAAAAGCUAAAAUCCUCUUCCAGUUUCAUGAGUAAUAACAAAUGUGAUUUUUAAAUAAACAGUCGUCCGUCACCUUAUCGCGGUCUCACUGCAUCGCUGAUUGUUUUACCUGUAUCUAAUAUAGAUAUCCAUAUAGAAUUUUAUAUAUUGUUAAAAAGUGUUAAAUUGCAACAUCAUCAUCAUGUCCCUUAGUCCUGGGACAGUUGGGGCGCCACAGAUGACAUGAAAACUAUCCUUUUCCAUUCCUCUCUGUUUUCUGCAAUUCGCACAGCAUCGCCUAGUUUUAGUCCCGUCCUCUCUUUGAUGUUAUCUUCCCAUCUUUUUCUCUAUCUUCCUCUUCUUCUCCCUCCUCUUGGUGUGCCCUGCAUGAUUUCUUUGGCGAGCCCUUGUUUUCUUUUCGCGUGGCCAUACCAUUCCAGUUUGUGCUUUUUUACAGUCUCCAGUUUCUACAAAUAGUUCUUCAAGUGAAGGAUGUUUAGUAUAUGUUAUGUUCCUAGCUUUCUUGAUUAGUCGGUUUAUGCGGUGUUUAAUAUCAGACGUUGAAUUCUCACACCAGCAGGUUAUACUGAAAUUAAGUGGGCUUCCAAUUGUUGCACUGUAGAAUAAGUUAACGACUUGUUUGUUUACGCCGAAAUUGUACAGUUUUUUGAGGUAGAACUCUGUGGGAAGGGUUUAUAAAGCCUUAAAAAUAUUUAUAAGUUUAAUUCAAGGUCCCUACUUCGUGGAUUCUGGCCUAUCACAGGGCUUGUGGACCCUAACCUCUGCAAUAGAGGAGGGACCACUGUAUUUUAGUUCAUUCUUUCUGUGGUUCCUUUCAUAUUAAUUCAUUUUUGCUGUAAUUUCACUCAUGUCAGUUUUGUGCUUACUUGCAGACCCUAUACUCAUGUCCUCCUCUGAUGUUGAGUGUGAUAAAAGUCAGAGUGCUGUGCUAACUGAUGAGUCAUCAGAGUUGAUAGACUAAUUGGAGCCAUCACAAUUGUGGUCUAGGAGAUCAUGUUGACAACAUAGCUUUACAUUCAAAAAUUGUUUAAUUUCACACACCAAUGAUGGUUAUACUUAUACUAUUUAGAUUUGUCAUUAAUUUUAAAAAAUAUAAAAAUUCUUUGAGUAUUUUCAGAGGAUGAAAUGUAUUUUUUGUAAAGUUAUUAUUCUUUGUAAAUUUGUUACAUUAGUAUUGCUUGUUUGAUCAUGAUAAAACUACUCUCAACUAUCCAUGACCAUUAGACGCUAGCAUUUCGUCCCAAGAUGUUAACAAGAUGCAGUAUUUCCUCUUUCUUCUUUAUACAGUUGUGUAAUUAUUACUGUCUGCUUGGAACAAUGACAAAGCGGUUUCACCUUUUGUUUAUAGUUUGUUGACUUUUGUUUGUAAAUAGCUGUGCAUGCUAAUGUUUAAAUAAAUUAUUUAAGAUAACCUUUGACUAUCAAAAAAACUUCUGAUAUUUAAGUUAUUUAGAUUGUUUUGUCGAUAAAAUGAUGUUUACAAUGUGUUUUUCAAUAUUUGUAACCAAUUAUAAUGAAAUUUGACUUUUUUUUUAAUAGUAUUUUGUAAAAAUAUUGUACAUAUAAUUUGUUGUUAUAGUGUUAUAGACACAAAAAACAUUGGCAGAGUUAAUAAAUACUGAUGUUUUAACUGUGAUCAAAGGUUCAGUUGAUGAAUUUUUGUCAAUUUGUUUGUGCAAAUUUUAUUUUUGCAAAUGCAUUUUAUUUAAUAUUUUUAUAACAAAAAAUACUG
This is a messenger RNA of Lymnaea stagnalis (great pond snail), 12753 nucleotides long. The record is from the annotation of a GenBank genome assembly. NCBI's taxonomy places the organism in Eukaryota, Metazoa, Mollusca, Gastropoda, Lymnaeidae.